AUGGAUUAUUUCAAUGCGGGAGGAGCCGGAAGCGGAGUCGGCGGAGCGACGUCCGGAGGAGCACCGGUUCCUGGGGCCAUCGCGGAUCCGUACGCCGUCAUUCCGCAACAGUUUGGCAACGGAGGAAUGCCCCAGCAGCAGCAGCAGCAACCUGUUGUCAGUUUGAAAACAUCGAAAAAUUCUACAAUUUUUACAUUGUUUGCAAACUUUUUGCUUUAAAGGUGUCGUGCACUAAAAAAGUGACAUAUUUUUGAAGUGAAGUUCGAAGCGGGGCAUUUCUGUUCCCGAAUAAUUCUGUCUGAAAUUCGACAUUUUUGUGUCUUUGACUUUAUUCUAAUUUGGCGGCCGGGGGUCUAGAAAACUCCACCCGCCGUGUAUUAUAGGGGCACCGAACAGAAAUGGCGCUCUGUUGAGAAACUCUUUUUGGAGUGCAAAUUGAGCGGCCGAGUUUGAAAAAUUAGGCCACAUUUUCAGUGGAAAAUUACUUCGCGGCCUAGAAAUUCAGCCAGAUUGCGAACAGCGAGCCCUUUCUGUCCGGUGCCCUAUAAUACUUCGCUUUGUCUCCUUUGCUUUUUUAGACUUCACUUUAAAAAAUAUGUUAAUUUUUUGUGCACGACACCUUAAAGCUAAAAGGUAUGAUAAAAUGGCUCUGAACAAACGCGUUUCACUAUUCCUAGCAGUUGUUGUCUACAAAAACGCGACAGUUUCAGUUCGAGUACCAGCAAGAGGCGGACUACGAGACAUAUCAGCAACAGCAACAGUACCGGGCGGCCCAGCAGCAGCAGCAGCAGUCGCCCUCCAUUUAUUAUCAGAAUCCGAUGGGCGCGGUCGCCGGCAGCUACUUUCCCAUUCAUUCCGCCUCCGAACAUGGUAGUUUUCACGUUUGUUCCUCGAUUUUUUGAGGGGGAGACACGGGUUUUGUGCUCUUACCAACAAAUUCUCCCGGUCUCCUCCUCAUUUCGCACCCGAUUCCCGCCAAAUUUGCCGAAAAACCGUUCUCUGGUGAGAUUAUCUUUCAGAUUUUCUGGGGCCUCAACUGACGCCGUCUGGAGCCUCGCCCGGCGGGACCGGCCAAGGAGCGCCCUAUCAGACACAGCAGGUUGCUCCCGGAGCAGCUAAUAAGGACUUUAUGAUGCACCAUCAGGUGAGAACGGAUUUUUAUUAGUUCUUUCGAAAGGCCUGGGCGAGCUAUUUGGUCGACAUUGAUUGAGAAAUUGGGGAGGGGGACGAGAGAAAUACCAUUUAGGCGGUAGAAAUACAUUUCAUGCUAUGCGCCUUUAACUGCCUAGCGUCUGCGUCUCUCUCUUCAAAUGGUAUUUCUCUCGCCAACAGAUUUUUUUUUUGCGUUGACCAGAUUUCUCUCUCUCUCUCUUUCAGAUGAUUCAUUUUUCUGCGAGCAUUGGCUAUUCAGUUUUCCGGCCGAUAAUUGAAUUUCCUUCCGAUCGGUUUUCGCACAAUAUUCCGCCCUUCUUCCGCUUUUUAAUCAUCAAUCUUCUUGUUUGUAGGCUUUACCGAUUUCCGCUCCAACAUUUCGAGCGCUUCGAGCAGAAGCAUAAUAAUAAUAAUCAUUUGUGGUUACGCCUCCCCCCACCUGCCCCUUUUCCGACCCGCUGUGUCACCUGCACAUUCUAAUUCGGCUCCGAAACGGCUGAUUUUACGAAUUGGAAGAAAUACGGCACUUUUCAGUUUUUUCCUCGAAAAAUGUCACUGAAAGUUUGGUUUUUGAUCUUUGUGAGCACAGAGCUCAUUAAAAUAUUAUCGGUUCAGCGGAUCGAAAGAAAUUUUGGAAAUGAUCUCAUAAUACUGGAAUUUUGUAGUUUUCAAAGUGGAUUCGUCACCAAAAACACGGAAACCAUGCUUUUUCAUUUUCCACUGAAGAUUUUCAUUCAAAGUUCGAGCGAAAAUGUGUGCCUCUCAUACUAGCAAGCAGGCCGGCUGAUAACUAGUUUCAAAUGCAAAGUUGUGAGGAGAACAACGUACCAGAUUGUGGGUCUCGAUGAGUUCUACAAAUGUGACGUGUAGCGCGGGCUGGCCCAGAAUGUGUUCCUUUGCCACUAUUUGCCGGCCCGCGCCACAAUACCGGGCCGCAAGUUGUCACAAUUGUAGAACUCAUCGGGACCUACAAUCCGAUAUGUCGUUCUACGCACAACCUUGCAUUUGAAGCGAGUUAUGAGCCGGCCCGAAAUGGGCCCGUUUGCAAGUACGGUGCCUCAGAUAGAAUUGUGCCAAAAAGCGUUGUCAGAAGUCGACUCCAUUUCUCAUUAGCACAUAAUAUUCAAUUUGCUCUCUCUCUCUCCAUAUCUCUUUCUCUCUUUCAUUUCCCUUCCUUUCGUGCUCCUUAGGCUCAUUUGCUCCGUAAAUCGACACCCGACGGCUUCUUCUCCCUCUUCUUCUCCUUCUUCUUCUCCUCCGACUUUCUCUCUCUCUCUCACUCACUUUCUCCACCUCCGUUCGAAAAAUUCGUUGCCGCAAACUCCAACAAUUUCCAAUUCGGCGCAAAAUAGUUUUUGAUCUACUAUUUUGUGACCUCCGAAUUUUCGAACACAAGUUCUUCGAUUUUUCUGCAAUUUCGAUUUCUUCUUGGUCUCAUUCGUCUCAAUUAUCGCCAAAAAAGGUGACGCUUUGGCGAAUUUUCUGUUAUUGUCCUCUGUUUCCUUUCUCCUCGACUUCCCCCCGCGACUGUCACUUUCCAUCAUUUCUCGGCGAAAAAUAGGUUGGGAUGAUGAGCUACAUUCCUUUCGUUCUACCGCAAAUCUAUUACGGACGGAAUCAUCCGAUGGCGGUCCCCGUCCUUCCGGUACCCGUUCCCUUUGCGAUCGUACCCACAAAACUGACGAAACGGGGCGGAAAACCAAUUGUGAGUUUAUGUCGAAAAAAUGCGAGGCUGGGCAAAUUUCGGCCGAGGCUUAUCGCAAUUCUCGCAAAAACCCGGCCUCGGCCGCUGAUCCACAUAUCGCAGGACCAGAUGAUCCGAUCGGUCUGAAUCUUAGAUCCAAUAUACUUCAAUCCAAGUCCAAUGAGCCUACAAAGGUUGGGUCUGAUCGGAUCAUUGCAAGUGGAUCAAAAGUCCAGACUUCAAAAAUCCUGGGCCCGCCUUUUGUCAAGCCCUGAAGAAAUGUGAAAAAGUUUCUUUAAAAAUAGAAAACGCCAUUACAAACAUAAAAAUUUAUGCUAUUUCAGCGUCGCAACAACCAAUCGGGUCAACAACAGCAGCAACAAGGACAGUCUUCGUCGUCUUCUCAACACUCCCAGCACCGAAACCCUCCUCCGCCACCGCAACAACAACAACAACAAACCCACUUCAUGCACCAUCAACUGGCCCAACAAGUCCAGCAGCAGGCCGUCCAGCAGCAGAUGCACCGCGGAAUGCACGGAAAUCCCAUCAAUCCGCAGCAAUUUAUGGUGCCGCCGCCGAAUAUUCAACAGAUUCAGGCGGCCCAGCAACAGCACGCACAGCAGCAGCAACAGCACCAUCAUCAUCAGCAAAUGCAGCAGAUUCAGAUGCACCAUCCCGCGCUUUUGGUUAGGGUUUUUGACGAUUUUCGCUAUAUUUUACAGAACAUUUGACUUAUAAUGAAACCCGGCGUGUUCUAACCAGGGUUAGGCAAUUGGCCGGCCCUUGUCCUGCGUUUCAAUAAUCCGGUUGGGCCCGAACUUUGCAGGGUUCCUGGACUUGGAUUGAAGUAUAUUGGAUCCAAGCUUCAGACUCCGAUCAUGUGGUCCCAAGAUAUGUGGAUCAGAGGCCGAACCAGCCGCAAUUUUCGCAAGAUCCCGGGCUUUUCGGCCUCAAAUCCGCAUAUCUCGCGAUCGGAUGAUCCGUUCGGUCUGAAACUCGGGACCAAUACACUUCAAUCCAAGUGCAAGAAGUCUGCAAAGUCUAGACCCGAACGGAUCGUUGCAAGUGCGUUAAAAAGCGAGGCGGAGCUUUUACAAAGAAAUUCACGAUGAAAAUCGACUCAAAAAUGUAAUGAUAUUUGCAGCAACAAGCAGCGCAAGGAGCGCAACAAUUCCAAGCGGCGCAACAGGUGCAACAACAUCAUCAGAAUCAGCACGGAAACGGCGGUGGCGGCGGAGUGGCCGCCCAUCAGCAACAACAACAGCAUCAGAAUCAGAAUACUUCACAUCAUCAUCAUCCACAACAACAUGGACAACAUCAUCAGAACUCGCAGCAGAAUCAACAGCAGCAGCAGCCGCCGAAUAUUCAGAAUCAGCAGACGAUUCAUCAGAAUCAGGUUGGAAAAGUAACACCUUUCAUUUUAAUUUCUGAAAACAUAAACACCUAUGAUAGGUGUUUUGAGUUGAGCGCCGGCGGUUCGGAAAAAAAAUUGGCAGCCCUAAAGCUGCCAAAUUUACCCGGACUGUAACAGGUUGUCAAGUUGUUCUAACUGUCUAAGUUACUUCUAUGGGUCAUAUUCGUCCCGCAUCUUUUCCCGUACCUAUGCCUUAAAAUUUGAAACGUCAAUUAUUGACGAUCAAUAAAACCUGAAAGAGGUAUUCAAAUUGCUUCAGAAUCCGCACCACCAACAGCAACAGCCACAUCAUUUGAGUCAACUGGCGGGACCGCCCAUCGGGCCACCGAUGGGAAUGCCGCGAAUGCCGAUUCGAAUGGUAAUUCUUCCAAUGCUUUAAAUCAUUGUUUUUUAAUUUCUGUAAAUAUUGCAGCUGAAAGACUGGCCGAUCCGGUGCGUGAUCGAAGGAAAGUAUCAGCCGGUGAUAAUCGGCCCGCACGGAUCCGUGCUCAAGGAGAUCGCCCACUCGACCAAGUGCCAUGUCAUCUUCAUGCAGUUGUCUCAGCGGGAACGCUCCGUUCUCGGCCACAACGAUCGCAUUCUGACUGUGCACGGAAACGCGGAGCACGCGAGCAAGGCCGUCGCUCGCAUCCUCGACGUCAUUCAGCAGGAGGCGCUCAAGGAGGACGAGAAUGUGUAUGCGCUUUUCUCGGAUCUCUGGGCACUUGGCCGGCUUUUGGUCGGGACUUUUUAAUCACUUGCAAUAAUGCGAUCGGACCCAAACUUUGCAGGCUUCUUCGACUUGGAUUGAAGUAUAUUGGGACCAAGUUACAGACCGAUCGGAUCAUCUGUUCCCGAGAUAUACUGGUUUGAGGCCGAAAAGGCCGGCUUUUGCGAAAAUUGCGGCGUUGUCGGCUUCUGAUUAACAUAUCUCGGGACUGGAUAAUCGGAUCGGUCUGAAACUCAGACCCAAACUACUUCAAUGCAAGUCCAAGAAUCGCGCAAAGUUUGCUCCUUAUCGGAAUAUUGCAAAUGGGCCAAAAGUCCAGCCCUGGUUUUCGCUAACAAUUUCUUAUGUAAAAUGUUCAAAAAUUAGUCAUCCACUUUUUUAACCGAAUUUUUGCAGCGGCGCCGACAUUGUGCUCCGUUUGCGUGCUCACAAUCAGCUGUGCGGACGUCUCAUCGGAAAACAGGGUGCCACGAUUAAGGAAAUUAUGCAAAAGACGGGAACUUCGAUCACUGUCGCCAAGUACGGUUCAGUUUUCAAAAUAAAUCUUAUUUGAAUCCAUGGCUAUUGCCCGUUCAGAUUCGUCGAUCCGCCAAACGAGAUGGGCGUGCGCCAGGAGGAGAUGCUCUGUCUAAUGGAAAGGACCAUCGUGGUCCGGGGACCGUCAAUCGAGGCGGUCGUGCAGGCGGAGGCACUCAUUUCGAACAAACUCAAAAAGUGCUAUGAAGUUGACUCGCAGCUCAGGGUUGGUUUUUUUUUUCUCUUGAAAAAUCUGGAGAAAAUCGUACUAACCUUUUUUAAAACUCAAUUUCCUAACUAAUUUUAUGCUAAACGUGCAGUAAGUCCUGAAUUCUGAAAUGUUCUAAAAACACUCUCAGCAGAUGCAAGCGGCCGCACUGAGCCCCGUCCCAUUGGGUCUACCGGCUCUUCCACUGAUGCCGGGCGGUCCGCCGUCGCUCAACCCGACAAUAGUCCAUCCGCCGUCGCUGAUUCCGACUCCGACGGGGCUGAUCCAGGUGCAGCACUUCCCGCCCGCAAUAAAUGCUCCGUUGACGGCGAGCAACAGCUUUCUGCAACCGGGAGCCCUUCAGAUUCAGCCGGGCGUCUCGACGCUCCGAGAAGUUCGAAUGUGGGCUCCGGACAGCAUGAUCGGAGCGCUGAUUGGUCCGAAAGGCAACAAUAUCAGGAUGAUCAUUCGGGAGACUGGCGCGCAGGUGAAAAUCGAAUCGCCGGAAGAAAAAGCGGCAAGGGAAGCGGAAGAAGAGCACAAAAAGAGAGAGAACGAGCAGAAGGAGGAGACGGAAGCGGGAGAAGGAGCAGGAGAUCCUGGAGAGUUUGUCGAGACGGAAACGGUCACUUCUGCCGACGCCAUCGAAGAGAAGGUGGGCGUUUUUUGAGGGAAAAUUGGUUAAAUUGAAUUAUUUUGCAGCCGAAGCCGGUGCCGGAGCGUCUUGUGACAGUGACGGGAGACGACCUGCAACUGUUAAAGGCGCAGUCGUUCGUCUUCUCGAAGAUUGCCGAAACGUCGCCGAGCUCGCCGACGCAGUCGUCGCUUCUGAGUGCGCCGAGCCCGUCGGCGCCUCCGCCUCCGCAAGCGCCGCCCGCCACCGUCGCAGAGUUCGGACGGCUUCUCGCGUCGAGAAUUCGGACGGAGGUGUCGGUGCCGACGAGAAUAAUCGGACGGAUCAUCGGAAGAGGCGGACAGAAUGUGCGCGAGCUGCAGAGAAUCACCGGCGCCGUCGUGAAGAUUCCCGAGCACGAGCAGAGGGAGGAGACGUUCCGACACGAUGAUGGUAAGCCCCAUCCCCGUUUUUUUUAGAUUUUAUGGUCGAUGUUGAAAUUGAAAUGAAGAAAUGAAGUUCUGUGGCAGUUCCGUUUCGGGAUUCUCUCUUCGCUGAAAACGCGUCUCAGCGUAGGCCACGCCACUUUAUAAACUUUUGGUCGCCGUGAUGAAUAUAUCUAUAAUUUUUUCGCAAAAGCUGCAGGAUUCGAAGAGGAAGUGACGAUGAUCCGAGUGGUGGGAAACAUGCACGCGACGCACAAUGUGCAAUUCCGUCUCGCGCACCUCGUUGCCGAAUACUAUCGGACCGGCGAGCAUCGGGAGCGGCGAGCCGGACGAGGAACCUCCAGACGGGCUCAGAACGCCCAUCCGGCAGCCAACAGGAGAGGUUAGGCACUUUUUUUUGUAAAUGUUUUAUGAUUGAAGAAAUAGAAGCGAGUAAAAUCGAGUUUUGUGAAAUUAUGUGGUUUUUUUGCAGGCAGCCCACUGGAAAACGUGGGAUCGUUGGGCCACGUGGCGCCGAUUGCGAGCACUUCGAGACGGGCUUCGCCCCAAUCGUCGGAAUCGCCGCAAAAAUCGAAAUCACCAUAG
Caenorhabditis sp. 36 PRJEB53466 is the source of this 7327-nucleotide messenger RNA. The record is from the annotation of a GenBank genome assembly. Lineage: Eukaryota; Metazoa; Nematoda; Chromadorea; Rhabditida; Rhabditidae.